UAAAUAAUGAAUCAAGAUACUAUCGACAUAUUUGUACAUUUUACUCUCUCUAUCUCCAGCUCUAAACCUGAUAUUCCGGUAGGCGUGGCUCGUUUAAUAAAACGAAAUAGAAUAGGAUGGACACGGGUUACUAGGUAGUAGGUACCCAAAAACCCGGUUGUCAAAACACGCAGGCAAUAACAUCAUCAUCAUCAUCAUCUUUUUCUUGAUCAUCUCAACUUCCUCACCGAUGAACCCCCGGAAAGAAUAUUCACGCCUUCCGGCUGUUCUCGAUUUCAUCCACCACCCACUUGUCAGGGAAGAUUCUGAUUUUGGAUAAAUUGCCCCUUGUCGAGAAAACGAGGACUAGGGUUGAUGUUUUUGUUGUUUUUCAAGUCUUUGUUUGAGGCAAUGAAUGAUGAUAGUAAAGCGGUGCUAGCUGCAGCUGAGAUGGUGGAGCGUGCUAUCAACGCGCCAGUUGUAGCAUUUCAGAUGCUAAAAUUGUUGCAUCUUUAUCUCAGAGUCUUUUCAGAAACAACCUCUUAUAUCUUGCCCUUGGAGAUCAUGUUCCGCGUGCAGCAGUCACAAGUUAUGUUUUGUUUGGUGAUGAUAGUCUCUCCUACAAUUGAAACUAUCAGAACUAAGCCUAAGAUACCACAGCCGUAAGUUUGAAUUCUUUCCUUUUUAAACAGUUGAUCGCUUGUAUAAAAAUAAAAUCUACACCGUCAUAUCAUACGACCAUAUACCCAAUCGGAUAGUUACAUAUCUUCCUGUCUUGGCCUUUAUAUAUAAAAGAACCUACAGUAGAACUAUUAGCUAGAUUUUUGAAUUAAGUAGAUCGGUCCUAUUAGUAGAUUUUCUGUAUCUCUGUAGUUCAAACUAGGAGAAUAACAAAUUUGGAACACAUAUUUGAGACUUUUUUUUCCUAAAAGGAGACUAGCCAUCCUUUAAUUGUCUACUUCUAAAUAUCUAGUUUUUAAAAAUUUGCACCGAAAGUUAGUGGAUAUUGAUCAUAAACUUACGAUCUCAUUAUUAAUUUGGGUUAGUUGACUGACGUACAAUGAUCUUCUACUUAUAGCUAUAUAUCUUUAUUUAAUUAUAUUUUGUGAGGGCAAAUUUUGGGUAUAUUUGUUUUCCCCAGGCAUACCAUAACGAUAGAUAUGCUAUCAAUAGUAGUUGUUAGUUGCACAUAACUUUGCCGCAACGGUUUAGCCAGAACCGCGUGGUACUUUCAGUCUGCUUUCGGUGCUCAAUAAGCACCAAAUUUUAAUUUUUGGUGUAGUUGAACAAAAAAGCAAGUUUGAUGUCUUAAGUAAGUUAAUGAAAGAUACAGAUAAAUUAAAUUAGUGGCUCAUACUCAUCAGACAUAUAGCUCACAAUUUAAGUCUUUAAGCAUCAAGUAUAUGUUGCUAAUUGUACUUAAAAAGUUAAAACUGACCUUGGCAAAAAAAGAAGAAGUUAAAAUUGACUCUUUUUGUCCGGAGCAGAGGUAUGAACCCCCUCUGGCAAUUGCUAAUUGUUCCCUUUAUGCAGACUAGCCACCUUUUCAUUUUUCUCACGUGAUUUUUUUUCAGUUAUGAAUUUUAUAUGCUGAAAAGUUAUGCAUCACUAUUACUUGAGCCAUGGUGUCAAGGUACCGCCCUUUGGGCAUCCUUUAUAAUAGUUUUGAAUAAAUUGUUUUAUACAUUACCGACUACUUUGUUUUAGAUGAUCACGGUUUUAAUUAAUCUUAUAUCUUAUCAUUUUAAAUUUCAUGUAUAUAUUUUGAAAUGUGCCUAUCUAUCCUGUAUUGUUUUCAUACUAGCAUUUAUUUCUAAUAUGUUGUCAAAUAAUAACCAUCUUGUACUCGUUAAAUAUCACGUAUUUGAACCAUGAUUUAGUCAUCAGCAUGUUUAACAGUGGCAAUAUUAAUAUUAUCAAGUUUCUCGAACAAUAUGAAGCAUAGACUAUAUUGUAAUUUGUUAUUGGUUUCGGCCCACAAGUUAAAGUAAUAAUCCAUAAGGAUUUCUGAUGAAGCAUAGAUUAUAUUGUAAUUUAUUUUUGAUUUUCGGCCCACAAGUUAAAGUAAUAGCCCAUAAAGGUUUUUUCUGAUUAUCAUAUAAUAUUUUUCUUCAUGCGCCCUAAAAUUCAUUACGGCCACCACUGUCUACAUUGAAGAAAUCGUCAAUCGAUGUCUUUAUAACGAGUCCUCACGGAAAAGCUCUAACCUUUUCUAUUCCUGCUUGUUCGAUAAAUCCUAGUUAGCCUGUCUGAAGAAUUCUAUCCGUUCCUUUGUUCCGGAAUUUCCCUCUGUACACAUAGAUAUGGAAUCAAAGGAAAAAAGGAUUAUAAAGGCUAAACAGGAGAUUGAUAUAAGCAAUUUUCUUCCUGAAGCAGUCUUCAGUAAUAUCAUCUCAUGGCUCCCGGUGAAGGAAGCUGUCAGAACAAGCGUUUUGGUAAAAACUUGGAAAAAUUCUUGGAAGUAUUUAUCGCGUCUUGAUCUAAAUCCAAUAAGUAUUAGUAAACCAAAUGUAGAGGUUGUCAGCAGGGAUUCCCAAGAUGGCCGUACAUGGGAAGAUCUUAUGCAAUGCACAAGCUUGUAUUCCUCCAUCAUCCAGUCUAUCCAAAAUGAAGUCACCCACUGCCAAAUUAUUCAUUUUUCUGCCAAUAUAUCUAAUGGAGAUCUAGAAAAUUGGGUCAAAGAGCUUAUCACAAAGAAGAAAGUUACAACACUAUCUCUGAAGUGUAGUGAGAACGAUAUUGCUGACAGAAAAAAUGAUGGCAUACUCUUUGUAUUAUGCCCUGGUAUCUUCAGUCAUCUUGAGUGUCUUGAACUGGCCCGUUACAGACUCUUAGACACCUCUCCCUUCCAAAAUUGUGAAAGCCUUCGCAUUCUGAUACUGAGUAGUUUGGAAUUAAAUAGCAAAUGUAUAACUGAAAUAUGCUCUUUCUGCAAGAAUAUGGAGAAGUUGAGUAUGCUUAGUUGUGAAGGAUUCUCAACACUGAAAAUCUCUGGUCAAAAUCUCAAGUUUGUAGAGCUGAGGUUCUUGGAUAUUGACAACAUCAAAAUCUUUGCUGAAGCUCUCACAACCCUGAUACUCGAUAAGAUAUAUUGCCAGUGGUCUUCUGUUGUUAUUGAUGCACCAAAAGUGACUGAAUUACAAGUUUAUUGUAGUAUUCAAGAUGCCUCUCAAAUGUAUAGGGAGACGUAUUUCAGUCAGGAGAAGCUUCUUGAACGUUGCACUGGCUUUCUGUCCUGCCACCAACAUUCCCAUCUUCUGUAUUCUUCUCAAAUGGGCUAUGUAAGUGCAUUCCGUAAUUUGGAAGUCCUGUCUACAUCUUUGGAUUUGAAUGAUAUAAGACAUGUGAUUCUUUUGUCUUACAUAAUUCGAGUGUGCUUCCAUUUGAAAAGGCUUGACAUAACUGUGGAGGUUAGAGACUCGAAUAAGGUCGGAAACUUAAGUUAUCCUGAGCAUUUGUUUUGGGAGCAAAAAGGGAUAUCUGACUGCUUGGCAUGUUGUUUGAGAGUUGUAUCCAUUCAUAACUUUAGGGGAGAAGUUCUUGAAAUGGGUUUCGUAAAAUAUCUCAUUACGAGAGCUCCAAGGAUGCUUAGACUCACCGUCAAAUGUGCUACAAAUGAUGCGGUAACUGCUACCCAGAGCUUGUUGUUGUUACCCAGGAGCUCUAAGAAUGUUUCGGUAGUGAUUGACCCCCCUUCAGCCGCAACAGGAAAACCACCAUUGGCUCGGAAAAGAAGAUCUGCAUGGAGAAGAGGGAAGAUCUCUCUUGAUUAAUUAUCUGCCAACUGACUAACCUAGAUGAUUGCUUCUAGUUGUUACUCGCUUGUUAAUUAAUCUUGUGGCUGCGUUUGUCAAAAAAAAAAAAAAUUCUUGUGGCUGCGGAAGGGAAGAUACUGUUGAUUCGUGUUGCUUUGAAUUUUACCUUUAAGACGUUUAUGUGGAUGGUUGUGGUGAAGCAGUAGAAUCUUUCUGUUCUUUUGUUAAAAGUUUUUAUCCAGCACCGAAUAUUCUAGUGCGUAGACUGCAAUUUCUUCACAUUUUUGGCCGUUUUUGGCCUAUUACAAAGACUUGGUUUGUUUUUCUGCAAA
This is a messenger RNA of Daucus carota subsp. sativus, 4066 nucleotides long. RefSeq names its product putative F-box protein At1g67390. The record is from RefSeq and is a predicted model, not a curated record. Gene Ontology annotation, molecular function: protein binding. Bases 2283 to 3752 code for a protein of 489 amino acids. NCBI's taxonomy places the organism in Eukaryota, Viridiplantae, Streptophyta, Magnoliopsida, Apiales, Apiaceae. The transcript has 6 exons.